Physcomitrium patens is the source of this 1934-nucleotide messenger RNA. Its product is annotated as lactoylglutathione lyase GLX1. Lineage: Eukaryota; Viridiplantae; Streptophyta; Bryopsida; Funariales; Funariaceae. The record is from RefSeq and is a predicted model, not a curated record. Gene Ontology annotation, molecular function: lactoylglutathione lyase activity; metal ion binding. Gene Ontology annotation, cellular component: cytoplasm.
UUUCCCGACAGCUUCCGCAGAAAUUGGCAAGCCAUGGCUGUAGCUGAUUGAAUUCAUCUCUCCCCUGAACUGUCUCGCGCAGAAAGCCCACGUGCCUGUACAUGAUUAUAUGGUUGCGGCAUCACCUCUCAUGCGAAGGAGUUGCAGGCAAGCGUAUCUUAUGAUUAGGUCAGUAUCAUCCUCAGACACGCGGAGUGAGCCUUAUCAGCAGGGGGUGACUGGCAGAUUAAAGGACAACGUAGCGCCACAUCGGCAAGAGUGUGAUUGACUUGAACAAUCGCAAUCUCAGCUGAGAAACAAUUUUAGUUGCACUGACGAGAAGUCAAGGUCUUAACACUUUUUUUUGUAUUCUAGGCCUGAGAUCAUUGCCUGGCCAAGCCAAUUGCAAUGGCUAUGGCGAAAGCCCUAAUUCCCUGCACUGCUGAUUCUCUUUCUUCUUCCAGUUCAGCUCCUCGGUUGGCAAUCUGCUCUUCAAGUGCUCGUCUGCCUCCUUCGUCGCUCCUCGGCUGCGCUAUUCCACACGCCAAUGGUGGAAAUGGGAAUCAGAAAUGCACGCGGAGGCGGCUCCAUCUAAUUCAAGCAUCAAGUAAGUCACCAGUGGAAAUCGUGCAAAGGAGGCUGAUAAAUUUUCUGGCCUUAGCUGGCGCAUCAUUUUCGUUUUUGCCGAUGGACCUUUUGGCUGGUACGGGGAUCCCAGGUGUUAUUGGAUCAACUCAAGUGUCACAAUCCAGAGAUUCAGGCACUCAGGCAUCUGCUGCUUUAGCUGCAUCAACAACGCACGAAGAGAAUAUCCUGCAAUUUGUCAAGAACGACAAUCGCCGCAUGCUUCAUGUAGUGUAUCGUGUUGGUGAUAUUGACAAAACUAUCAAGUUUUAUACAGAGUGUUUGGGGAUGAAGGUUCUGAGGAGAAGGGACAUUCCUGAAGAUAAGUACACAAACGCGUUUUUGGGUUAUGGUCCUGAAGAGACCAACUUCGCGGUGGAAUUGACAUAUAAUUACGGAGUGGACAAGUACGAUAUUGGCACAGGAUUUGGGCACUUCGGAAUUGCCGUUGAUGAUGUUCAGAAGGUCUGUGACUUGGUUAAGGCAAAGGGUGGAAAAGUCACAAGAGAACCUGGACCUGUAAAAGGUGGCAAUUCAAUCAUUGCAUUUGUUGAGGACAGUGAUGGUUAUUCAUUUGAACUUAUCCAAAGAACCGCAAAAAUCGAGCCAUUUUGCCAGGUCAUGCUUCGUGUUGGUGACCUAGACCGUGCAGUUCAGUUCUAUAAGAAGGCCUUUGGAAUGAAAGAAUUGAGCAGAAGGGAUAAUCCCGAACAGAUGUACACACUUGCAAAGCUGGGCUAUGGUGAUGAUGAGAUGAAAACAACUGUCUUGGAGUUGACAUAUAACUACGGCAUAACAGAAUACACCAAGGGUGAUGGUUAUGGUCAGAUUGCUAUAGGUACAAACGAUGUGUAUAAGACUGCAGAGGCUGUGAAGCUCUUCGGAGGGGAAAUAGUUCGUGAGCCUGGUCCUCUUCCCGGCCUCAACACCAAAAUUACAGCUAUCCUAGAUCCUGACGGCUGGAAAAGUGUUUUUGUCGACAAUGCGGACUUUGCGAAGGAGCUGGAGUGAAUGAUGUGAAACUUCGAGAGAUUGUAGUUUCUACUUUGUUUCAACUUUAUCUUCUUCAAACGAAACAGGCACUGAACUGACCUGUUUCGCCCUAAAUCACAUUUAGGGAAUGAUAGUUUUAGCGGCUUUAUAAGUUUUUUGUGGUGACAUUCAUUAUAGCAUUAUUGGUGAGUGGUAUGCAGACAGUGGCGCAUAUAUCUACAAUGCUUUGUAUCCUCAAGUCUUGCUUCUGAGCCUAUAUUUGCACGCAUUAUCUUCUACUUAAUAUGUCAAGAACAAGUGUGCGUGCAAUGAAAUUUCCUAAGAAUUUACUUUCAUUA